Molecule: messenger RNA, 1917 nt
Organism: Coprinopsis cinerea okayama7#130
Lineage: Eukaryota; Fungi; Basidiomycota; Agaricomycetes; Agaricales; Psathyrellaceae
Exons: 14
Coding region: 1-1917 (638 amino acids)
Cellular component (GO): membrane
Molecular function (GO): ATP binding; ATP hydrolysis activity; ABC-type transporter activity
Source: RefSeq, a predicted model, not a curated record
AUGCAAGCACCUAUGGAACUCGAGAAACUACGUACCGGGGGCGAUGAAUCCACCCGCGCCAGUUCACAUACCUCCUCGGGGUCGACGCUCUCGUACCAACACCUCAGCUUCUCUGUCUCCACGAAGAAGGGCAGUAAAGUCCUCUUGGAUGAUGUCUCGGUCGACAUUAAGGCUGGGGAGCUGUUGGCUAUUAUGGGCCCUUCUGGUGCCGGAAAGAGUACGCUACUCGAUUUGAUGGCGUUCAGGAAGCAGCCCGCUGAGGGUGGAAGGGCCUCCCUCAACGGCAAACAGCUCGAUCGAAGUUCGAUGCACAAGAUCUCGUGUUUCGUCGAGCAAGAAGACGCGCUCUUGGGCGUCUUGACUGUCCGUGAAUCCAUUCAAUAUGCUUUGAGGCUUCAUCUCCCACUCCUCCCGCGAAGACAGGUCAACGAUCGAGUGGAGCGAGUCAUUACGGCGCUUGGUCUGCAGUCAUGUGCGAACCAGAGGAUUGGAACGCCCAUCCAACGCGGUAUCUCUGGAGGCCAAAAACGACGUGUUACGGCAGCAUGCGCUAUGGUCACCUUCCCACGCAUUCUCUUCCUUGAUGAAGUUACUUCAGGGCUCGACAGCACCUCCGCUCGAGAAGUCAUGUCGUCCAUCCGCUCGUUGGCCAUCGCGGAGGGUAUCAUCGUUAUAGCCAGUAUCCAUCAGCCAUCUCUCGAGACCUUGACGCAGUUCACUAAAGUCAUGUUCCUGGCGGAGGGCAAGAUGUGCUUCCAUGGCGAAGUGGGCGAACUUGACGGAUUCUUCGAACGCUGGGGAAGGCCUGUUGGACGAUUCACUAAUCCUGCCGAUCAUGCGAUGAACUUCCUCAAUACGGAUUUCUCGCAGGAGAAGGCUGGGCACAACGAUGUUGCCAUUGCUGAGUUUAGGGAACAGUAUCUCGCCCAGUCGAAGGGCAGAGCUAACGGGGCUGAUUUCCCACCUCCCCCAGGCUCGAAGGGUGCUUCGACUACGAGCUUGGUGCACGAGUCCGAGACGAUCAAGGCCGGGAAGGCCGGUGUUCUCGGAACUCUCUUCUGGAACACGAUGGUGCUGGCGGAGAGGAGUGUGAAGAACUACAUGAGGAACUUGUUGGCUUAUGGCGUCCGUGCCGGCAUGUACGGAGGAAUGGGCUUCAUGCUUGCCACGAUUUGGAUCCGACUCGGGCUGAGCGAUUCGACGAUUAACGAUCGGCUCUCGGUUCAUUUCUAUAGUGUUGCUUUCCUUGCUUUCAUGUCUGUCGCUGGUAUUCCUGAAUUCUUGGAAGAACGUUCGGUCUACUACCGCGAGACGAAGAACGGCCUCUACACCACUCUGCCAUUCGUCCUCGCCAACACGCUCAUCACCAUCCCCUUCUUGUUCCUGUGUACCGUGCUCUUCACCGUCAUAUGCUACUGGGCCAUUGGAUUGCACCCUGGAGCGCCUGCUUUCUUCAGGUUCCUCGGAUUCCUCUUCCUCGCCUUGUUCGCCGCCGAAAGUCAGGUCGUGGUUGUCGCCUCCCUGAUUCCCAUCUUCGUUGCCGCCCUGGCUAUCACUGCCUUCUUGAACGGUUUCUGGAUGAGCGUCGGUGGAUACUUCAUCAAAGCCCGUUCUCUCCCUCGCUUCUGGUUCUACAGCUUCCACUACAUGGACUUCCAGAAAUAUGCCUUUGAGCUUUUGACCAACUCCGAUUUGCGAGGCUUAACAUUUACCUGUGAUACCUUGGUGAACGGCACCUGCGCAUGCGCAUAUCCAACAUCAGCCCCUCCGGAAGCCUGCACUGUAUCUGGAGAAGAUGUUCUCAGGUACCUCGAAAUUGGACACAUCUCCUACUCCAAGUGGGCCGGUAUUAUCAUCUCCAUCAUUGCUAUCUUCCGAAUCGCGCUGUACAUCUCCCUGAAGAUUCGCUCCAAGUAA